AUGCCUCUCUUCCUAACGGAAGAGGAGUUGCAGGCGGUGGAGGGCGAUGUCAGGGCUGUUGCGAGGAAGGCGGAGGAGCAAAUAGGUUCGCUCCUCCGGCAGCUAGAGACGCAUAAGGCGCAGGCGGACGCAGCGGAGAUCAACGCGGAGCAGACGUGCUCGCUGAUCGAGCAGAAGUACCUCGCGGUGACGGACGAGAACGCGCAGCUAGAGCGCGAGAAGGGAUUCCUCACCGCGGAUCUCGAUCAGAAAGCCGCCGAGCUCGCGGAAAUUAAGGCGCAGGUUCAUCGCCUGCAGCUGGAGGGGAUUCAGGGGGAUGGCGAGAGGGAGAGGCUGAAAGCGGAGCUGGCGGAGGCGCAGACGAGCCGGCGGGACCUCGUGGACGUGAUCGAACGGAAGAACCUCGAGAUUGACGAGAAGAACGCGUCGCUCAAAUCGUAUCUGGACAAGAUCGUCUCCCUGACUGAUUCGCGGACUGAGUUGGAGGGUCGGCUGAGGAAGGCUGAAGCAGAGGCGUCCCGCUGCAAGGCCGCCGUUAACCGCCACGUGCAGGAGAAGGAGAUUUUGGAGGAGCACCUGGCGUGGCUGCGGGAGGACGUGGCGGGGAAGGCGGGCGCGCUGCAGGAAGAGAGGCGCGCGCGCGCGGAGGGUGAGGCGGAGCUGCGCAGCAAGCUGCUGGGCGCUGAGCAUGAGCGCGACGACCUGCGCGCUGCUGAGGCGCGCGCUCAGGCGCGCGUGGCGGAGCUGCAGGGGAUGGUCGCGCAGCUGCAACAGGAGGUGAAGAAGCGAGCAGAGGAGGAGGCGCUGCAUGAGAGCCAGCUGGCGGCUGAACUGGAGACUGCGAAGAAGCUGGUGGAGCUGUACAAGGAGAGUGCAGCGGAGGCAGGUGAACGGGCGGCAGACCUCAAGGGCGUUGUGAAGUCACUCGAGGAUCAUCUGAAGCAAGUGGAGGAGGAGGGCGAGGGUCGGGUCAAGGCAGCCGAGGAGGCAGCAGGGAAGCAGCAGCAGGAGCUGCAGAGGCGCUGUGAUGAGCUGCAGAAGAGUCUUGACGAGGCCAACAAGAAGGCUGCUGCUGCCUCUGAGGCAGCUGCCGCUGCAGCAGCAGCUGCUGGCGCUGGUGGCUUGGACCUUGUGCCUGCUGCUCUCCCUGCCGCCGCCGGUCCCAUUCAACCCCUGGACAGGCAGCUGGCGGCCGUGCUGCAUGGGGGGGGCAGUGUGCCGCCAGCCCUGCCGCAGGGCGUCACAGGAGUGGCCCUCGCCUCCUACCUCGUCAAGGACGGCUGGACGAUGGCAACGAUGUACGAGAAGUAUGAGGAGGCAGCAGAUGCCUGGCGCCAUGAGAGGCAGCAGCGGCGGCAGGCAGAGACUCUGCUCAACAGGGUGUUGAGGGAGAUCGAGCAGAAGGCAGGAAUGGUGCUGGAGGAGCGAGAGCAGCAUGCGCGCAUGGCCCGUGCAUACGACGUCAUGCAGGACAAGCUGGCGCUGGCGGCGCACCAGCAGGCUGCUGUGGAAGCAUCGUUGGCUGAGUGCCGGGCGGAGCUGCGGGCAAGGGAGAGGGACGUGAGCCUGCUGUCCACCGAUGUGGCAGACCUGCAGAGCCAGGUGACUGUGCUCCUAAAGGAGCUGAGGGAUGUGAGCAUGCAGCGUGCUAAUAACGAAGCCACUGCUCCGCCCACCCCGCCACGGCCCUCCUCGUCAGACUUCGUCUCCGUGGAGCAGCUGACCAUCACGGACAUUGGGGGCCUGGUGCAGGCCAACACGUCGCUCCGCCAUGCCCUGAGGAAGCUGCAGGACGACUACAGCACCCUGGAGCCGCGGGUCAAGGCUCGGUUUGAGGAGGAGCUGGAGAGGCGGGCAGCAGCGAACGCCAAGGAGGUGGAGCGGGUGGUGGGCAUGUACAAGGAGCAGGAGGAGCUGGCACAGAGGCACAAGGCUGCUCACGACAUGUUCAAAAUGCUGUAUGACGAGCAGCAGCAGCGAGUGAGGGCCCUGGCAUCAGGCACCGCUGCUGCUGCCCCCGGUGUUGCUGGUUCUCCAGCAGCCAAGGGAGCGCCUGCCGUGCCCAUGCUCUCCUCCCCUCCACCUGAUGGUCCGGACUACAAGACUCUCUACACAGCAACGCAGGAGGAGCUGGAGAGGCUGCGUCAGGACCGCAAGCAGCACAUGGACGAGCUGCAGGAGGCCCUUGAUGCUGCCAGGAAGGUGGCGAGUGAGUCGCGAAUGGAGCGCAUGCGAGCGGAGGCAGAGGCGCAGUUCACCAAGCAGCAGGCAGAGGCACUCGAGAAGACACUGGAAGAGGAGCGCAAGGUGAAAGAUGCAGCAGUGGCACGCAGCAGUGAGUUCGCAGCGUCGGUGACGGCGCACCAGAGGCAGCUGCGGGAUGCUGAGAGGCUGCUCGCUGCCGCUGAGGAAAAGGCUACCCGUGCAACUAUUGAGGCAUCGGUGUUGGAGCGAGAGAAGGCUCUGCUUGCGGCAGCAGAGGAGAGGGCGACAGCAGAGGCAGGGAGUGCGCUGGAGAGGAUGCACCGCGUGCAGGCGGCUCACGACUCACUGGAGAGCACCCAGGCUGCCCGCGAGGCCAUGUGGGCCGCUGAGAGGAAGCGGCUUGAAGACUCCAUUGACCGCAUGCAGUCGAGCGCUGGAGGCAGAGAGAGACCACUCGCGGCACGGCACCAGGUGGAAGGCAGAGACAGGGCAGCAGCGGAUGCAGAGGCAAAGCUGAGUGCAGCGUGGAAGGACGUGGAGCAACUCAAGCAGCAGCUCAGCGCUGCUGUUACCAGUGGAGGCCUGGGACAAGGGAACCUCCCUCCGUCUCUCAUCUCUCAUCUCCCAUCUCCUGUCUCUACCCCAUGCGAAUCCCGUGCUCCUCCCCUCCCGCAGCGCGAGUGGGCAGAGGCCAGUCGCGCCCUGGAAGCCGAGAGGGACCACUCGCGACACCUGGUGGAGGCCAGGGACAGGGCAGCAGCGGAUGCAGAGGCAAAGCUGAGUGCAGCGUGGAAGGACGUGGAGCAGCUCAAGCAGCAGCUCAGCGCCGCUGUCACCAAGGCUAAGACUGCAGAGGCGCGGUGUGAGGAGCUGCAGGCGGGUGUGAAGCGGUUGGAAGCGGUUGCGGCAGCUGCUGUUGCUGGCGCUGGGGAGGCUGGGGCAGCUGGUGGUGCUGGUGCUGGUGCUGCUGGUACUGCUGGUGGUGGUGGGAAGGAGGGCGAGGGCAUGGAGGAGGAGGACGUGGAAGAGCGGUUGCACAAGGCAGAGGAGGAGGUGCAGCGGCUCAAGGAGGAGCUGGAGGCGUCCCAGGGGUACCUGGCUCAGGUGGGUGUCUUGGGGGACUCGCAUUGCAUUUGGGGUUCGCUUGAGAAAUCUCAAAGGUUGCACAAGGCAGAGGUGGAGGUGCAGCGGCUUAAGGAGGAGCUCGAGGCGUCCCAGGGGUACCUGGCUCAGUACAAGGCAAUUGGAAAGGCCAACGAGGAAGCACUAGAGCGUAUGAUGCAGCAGCACAGCUCGUUCAAGGAGGAGGCUGAGAAAGAGCGAGCUGCAGCAGCGGCAGCAGCGGAGGAGCUGAGGGGGAGGGUGAAAGAGGCAGAGAAGCGGGCUGCAGAUGCUGCGGCAGCGGCAACAGGGCUCACGGAGGAGCAUGAGAGGGCGUUUGCUGAUGUCAGCAAGAAGCUGGAGGCGGCUGCUGUGGAGAGAGACGCCUUCAGGGCGCGGGUGGAGGAGAUAGAGUGGCGGGUGGAGUCAGAGGCAAAGGAGGCAUCGGAGAUGCGCCAGAAGUGGAGGGAGGCUCAGACCAACUACGAGCGACAGGUCGUGCUGCAAGCAGACACCAUUCGCCAGCUGGACGGCGUGAGUCAGACGCUCAACGCCGCCCAGGCAGGGCAAAGGGAGUGGCGCAGCAAGGCAGAGAAGGCCGAAGCAGAGCUGACCUCCCUGCGGGCCGAGUGGGAGACAGUCAAGGGGGGGCUGGAGGCUGCACGGGCUGCUGCAGAGGGGAAGGCAAAGGAGGUGGAGGCUCAGAAUGUGAUUCUGCUGGAUCGGCUUGAGGCGCUGCGUGUGGGGACGCCUGGCAAGGCUGGUGGGGUUGCUUCGCCUGGUGUAGGGAGGAGGAGAUUUGCUGCCUCCCCGUCGCCGGGUAAAGCGGGUGGAGCAGCAGGAGGGACAGGAGCAGCUGGAGGAGGAGGCGGAGGGGCGGCGGCAGCAGCAGUGGAAGGGGAAGGGGAAGGGGAAGGGGGAGGGGGAGGGGAAGCGGGGGUGGGGGAGGACGGAGGGCUAGCGGAGCUGCAGGAGGUGGUGCGGUUCCUGCGCCGUUCCAAGGAAGCUUCCGAGAUGGAGCUGGCUCUGCUGAAGCAGGAGCGGCUGCGGCUGACGAAACAGGUAGAGGCUGCAGAGAGAGAGGCGCAGGAGGCACAGCAGCAGCUGAGAGAAGCGCGGGCGCGGGGGGCUGCGACGGCGCAAUCAGAAGGGGAGUUUGCGGCACUGAAAGCACAGGUGGCGCAGGUGAAUUUACUCAGAGAGAGCAACGCGAUGCUGAGGGAUGAGAGCCAGAGGAACUUUGCGGAUGCGGGCGAGUGGCGGGAGAAGGCGCGGCAGGCGCAGCAGCAGGUGGGGCCGCUGCAGGCGGCGGUGCAGCGGAGGGAGGCGGAGGUGGCUGCGGGGAAGAGGGAGGUGGAGAGUGCAAGGGAGGAGGCGGGGCGGUGGCAGCGGCGCGUGCAGCAGCUGCUGGAGAAGUACAAGGCGAUCGAUGUUGAGGAGUAUCAGCGGCUGCAGGACCAGCUGCAGGUCAAAGAGAAGCAAGCGGAGCAGCUGGAGCAGGAGCUCGCAGAGGCGAGGGGUGCGCUGGCAGCAGCAAAGGCUGCAGCAGAGGCAGCAGAAAAGGACAAGGAGACGGAGAAGAAGCGGGCGGCUGCUGAGCUGGCGAAGCUGGAGGCGCAGCGGGCGGCACUUGCGGAGGAGAAAGAGAAACUGGAGAAGGAGCGGACGGCAGGAGGGGAGGAGCUGAAGAAGCAGCUGGAAGCGGCGAAGGAAAACGAGGCGAAGCACAAGACUGAGUUUGCCAAGCUUAGGAACACAGCCAUCAAAUUCAAGCGCAACGGCGAGCAGCUGAGCAAGGAGAAGGAGGAGCUGCGGCAGGCCAAGGAGCAGCAGAGCAAGGAGGCAGAGGCAGCAAAAACCAAAGCAGCAGAGCUCGAAAAGCGCAUCGCCGACCUUGAAAAGAAGCUCCAGACAGCCUCUGAGGCAUCUCAGAAACGAGUGGCUGACCUGGAAAAGAGGCUUCAGGAGCAGUUGGCAGCGGGUGCAGCGGCCAGGAAGGCGGAGGAGGGGAAGAGUGCUGCGGAGGCAGCUUCUGGGAAGCAGCAGGCGGCGGUGGCGGAGGGGAUUCUGAACUCCCGGAUUCAGUUGCUGCAGAGGCAGCUGGCAGCAGAGAAGGAGAGGCGCACCAAGAACCUCAAGAGCAUCGUCGACUCGUUUCAGCGCGCCAAGGAGAGUUACGAGACCAUCUCUGUGAGGGUGGUGGCAGUGGAAGAUUGGAUCAAGCAGCAACGCCAGGUACCAUACGUGUGCCCCGUCUCCCCUCGACCGCCCCUCUCAGUCCCUCUCUUCUCUUCCCCUUCGUUUUCCUCCUCCUUUUUCUUCCCUCCACGCACUCUCUCCCUUUUCGUUUAUUGA
Closterium sp. Naga37s-1 is the source of this 5661-nucleotide messenger RNA. NCBI's taxonomy places the organism in Eukaryota, Viridiplantae, Streptophyta, Zygnematophyceae, Desmidiales, Closteriaceae. The record is from the annotation of a GenBank genome assembly.